AUGAAGAAAAUAAAGCUUCCAACAAUACAGGCAGAAAUUUCUUCACUCAAUAAUAAUCUUGAGAAUCUUGAGUCUACUGAUAAUGUUUCUACUGUGGUGUCAUUAUGGGCUAUUCAGCAAUUAAUUGCAAAAUCUGAGGGGAGAUUUAAAGAUAAUAACCCUGAGAACAUAUAUAGACUUCUUCUUCUAUUGAAAUACACAUAUGCAGACCUGAAUGCACAAGAUGACCCUGCUGCAAAGGCAGGAGUCAAGGCUGCUAUUACUACAGCUAUUGGCAAAGAGUUUCAAGAUGAUGUUGAAAUUGAUUCUACCAAUGAAAAUAUUGAUGCUGAUUUUAAGAAGGACACCAAUAAUGCUGUCAAAACUAUAAACAAGAUUAUUUAUGGAAUUAGCUUUGAUAUUCCUUUGUCUUCUAUGAAUAAAGGCAUGAGAAAAGCCUUACUUGAAGAGUUUACUAAAAAUACUGUUGAUAUUGAAAUGCUGUUUGUGGAAAAGCACAGAUCCAACAAUAGACUAAUAGCUGAUGCCAAACAUCUAGAAUAUCUUGAAAUGAGUGAUAAUGAUGACAACAACAAAGAUUCCAUUAAGAAUACUGGCAAGGCUCUCUUUAAGCUGAAUUGCAUGCUUAAUACAACUAGAGCAGAAGCUCUAGAUUAUCUUACUGCUUGUUCUGACUUGAAUAUGGACCCUGACAACCUGAUGAUUGCAAAUCUUACACUGAAACCUUGGCAAGUCACUGAGGUUGCUUGGAAAUUGACACAAGAGCUGUCAUCAGUGGAAAAUGAAAUUCUUGCUGAUGAAGCAGAACUGGAAAAUACUGUACAAUGCUGCACUUUAAUUCUCAAAGUGAAAGAACAAAAGUCAACUGAGCUAUAUUAUUCUACUCUGAUUAUCUGUCUGAAUAAAGUGGUCACUAAUUAG
Messenger RNA from Coccidioides immitis RS, 921 nucleotides. RefSeq lists its product as uncharacterized. The record is from RefSeq and is a predicted model, not a curated record. Lineage: Eukaryota; Fungi; Ascomycota; Eurotiomycetes; Onygenales; Onygenaceae. The transcript has 2 exons. Bases 1 to 921 code for a protein of 306 amino acids.